CAAAACAUGAAAUCGAGGUCGGGGUUUAUCAUAUAGGCCAAACCCGAACCGCCGACCACGAACCCGAGCUCCGUUCCCCGCCUAGGGUUUAAGCAUCGCCGGCGGCGACGAGGACUACGAGAAUGGGCGGCGCCACCAGGUUCCUGAUGUUCCUCGCCGCCCCUCUCCCGCAGCGCUGCCCCUCCUUCCCCCGCCUAGCUCGCCUCCACCACCACUGCCGCCAACCCCGCCACCUAUCUUCUCUCACCUCCCGCACUCUCCACCACCACAUCCUUGGCGCUUCUACCCAUCGUCUCCUUCCACUCCGAAUCAAGUCCUCUUCGCAGCAAUUUCACGCUCAGGCUAACGCCGUCAGAGACGACCGUUUCUCCGACGCCGCUCAUCCGUGGCCGGAGUGGCUCAAUCUCAUCAGGAGCUUGUCGGCCGGUGGUUAUAUGCGCAAGGAGGGAUUGGGUGUAGUGGCGGCGCGGGGAAUUGGCGGCGAGGCCGAGUUCGUGGCUGGCGUGGAAUUGCAGGAGGAGUUCCUUCGCGCGGCUGAGGCUGGCUUGGCUUUUGCAAGCGAUCGGCCUCAUCUUUUGAGGGCACUCUCAAAGAGAGAUAUUGAGGUGGUGGUCGAAAAUGGAGCUCCUUUUUUGUUCAGGAAUGCUGAUGAUUCCAUCAGAAAAAUGAGGGCGUUUAUGAGUGGGGAAGAAGUUGGUAUUGUUGAUGGCGAUAAAGCGCAAACAAUUGAUCUGAUGAGGUUUAUAUUGAGUUAUGCCUGCAGUCCCACCACACCAGAAAAAAGUGACUUUGGUAAUCGAAAUUUAAUUGCAUCAGUACGGAAUCUGCUACAGGAGAUGGCAAAUCCAAGUAAUUUUGCUCCACCAUUGAACUUUGCUGGUUCUCUCGAGAACCAGUUCUCUGGUGGCUAUGGACAAAUUCCUAGGCCCCGUAGGCCAGAUAUUGAAAUGAAAAGAGGUGAUUGGAUCUGCCCAAGGUGUAGUUUUAUGAAUUUUGCGAGAAACAUGAAAUGCCUUGAAUGUGAAGAGGCUCGACCAAAGCGACAGUUGACAGGCAGAGAGUGGGAGUGUCCUCAAUGUGACUUCUUCAACUAUGGGAGGAAUCAAGUAUGCUUGAAAUGUGAAUGCAAGCGUCCUGGAGAGAUUUCAUCCACUGUACCAUCUGGAUUUGGUUUAAGUCGUGGUACUGUUGAAAAUGAUAAUAAAAUUGACUUUGAGAGGAGAUUAGCUGCCAAUGCAGGGAAGGCACCAAGCUUGUUCAACAAAGUUUCACAAGUAGAUGGCACUACAGGCAUUUACAGUGCUAUAGCUGAUGAAGAUUUCCCUGAAACUAUGCCACCGAGGCAAGGAAUGACCAGAAGUAACUUGACUGCUGACGGAACUCCAAAUAUUGAUGAUAACCGAACUUGGAAUGCAAAUAAGAGACUUGAUUCACCUUUUUCCAAGUCAUCAUCUCCACAGCAAGGACAGACUAGAGGAAACAAUUCUGGUUAUGUUCCUUUUGUGCCUUUACCUGCUGACAUGUUUGCAAAGAAACCCACAAAUUCUGAAACUGCAUCAGACAACUUGGUGACAGAUGGAGCUGCUUCUCUAGCUUCAAAUGCCAGAAAUCAAGGUUCUUCUGUUUCUGGAAUUAACUUCUCUGGUAAAUCAGGAGCUGGUCAACUGUCUUCUUGCGAGCCAGUUAUCCAUACCGAAAGCCAAGAUGGAGGAGAAGAAAAUUCUGAGAGAUGGUUUAGGAGAAUUGCAGAGUUACAUGAUGCUCGAGAUCUGCCAUCUGCCACUUCUGAUGAACAUUUCCCUGAGACCAUGCCCAUGCAUAAGCGAGAGAACCGAUCUGCAGUUGGAAGGAUGAAAGAUCAUACCUUGACUUCUCCAACAUACAAGAGACGUGCCGCAACGGAACAAGGUAACAAUUCCAACUUUGUUCCCUUUGUGGCAUUCCCACCUGGGUCCUUUGCUAGGAAGGAAUACCAGCAGCCUCACAGUGCCUAUACUACUAAUUUUGAUACAAAAUCAACUCCUGCAUCUCCAGGGGAGCUUCCACUGGAGGCAAAUGAUUCAAGUUCGAUGCUGCCUAAUCGCAAUGAGCAACCAAUGGAAAACCAGCAUAUUGAUGGUGGGAGCUUGAAUAUAAAACCUCCUGUAGAGAAUUCAACUCAAAAUAGUUCAACCAUGACUAAAGGGGCAAAUAAUAUAGGGACGCUGCAGGACUUUGGCAAUCAUCAGACAAGCAGCAGGAGUGGUGUUGGAUCGUUUCAAGCUGGUAGAGAUACAAGAGAAAGGACAAAUCUGGUGAGCAGUUCACGCCAACCAUCAGAAAGUUUGAAUGUGAGAGAGCAGUGGAGAGGUAAGAGCUUGGAGGGUUCAGCCGUGAAAGAACCUAAUCCUUUGGACAUGUCAGAGGAGGCAAAGGCAGAGAGGUGGUUCCGACGUGUUGCCCAGAUUAAGGACAUUUCAGAGCUGAGCCAAAUACCAGAUGAGGAUUUUCCAUCAAUAAUGCCAAUGCGGAAAGGAGUAAACAGGUUUGUGGUGAGCAAGAGGAAGACGCCAUUAGAGAGGAGGCUGACUUCUUCUCAGUAUAGAAGGAAUCUCCCGGUUGUGACCUCUGAACCUGUGAAAAACGAAAAUGAGAAUAAGUGAUAUCCAGGUUUUCCAACUGUUUUGAUGCUUUGUAAAAUCAUUUACUUGGCAAUUUUUUUUUUAAAGUUAAUAGUUUACUUCAGAAAGUGAUUCUUUAUCUAUUUACAAAGUCCGCAGAAAACAUCUCGAGCCUUCAGGUCUCAGCUUAUGAUUUCUUAAGGCGCUUCGUACCUCUUGUGCCAUUGCUUAUAGUCAAUAUAACAAGGGGAGAU
Molecule: messenger RNA, 2854 nt
Organism: Rhodamnia argentea
Lineage: Eukaryota; Viridiplantae; Streptophyta; Magnoliopsida; Myrtales; Myrtaceae
Product: zinc finger protein VAR3, chloroplastic-like
Exons: 5
Coding region: 123-2642 (839 amino acids)
Cellular component (GO): cytoplasm
Molecular function (GO): mRNA binding
Source: RefSeq, a predicted model, not a curated record